AUGUUAGCAACAGGAUCUACGUAUAGCGAGUUGUCGUUUACAUUUAGAACGGGUAUUUCUACAGUGUCAUCGAUAGUCAUUGAGUGCAUGAAGGUGAUAUGGUCAAAGCUGCAACCCUUACACAUGCCAGUACCGACAGAACAGGAUUUUGUACGAAUUGCCAAAAGGUUCUACGAUAAGUGGGAUAUGCCUAAUUGCUUAGGCGCAAUAGAUGGACGUCAUGUAAGGAUAAAAAGGCCAGCCCAUUCUGGAUUAUUAUACUACAAUUAUAAAAAAAUUUUUUCCAUUGUACUCCAGGCAGUGUUCGAUGCAGAUUACAAGUAUUUAUUUAUUGAUGUGGGCAAUUACGGGCACCAGAGUGAUGGUGGUACUUUCAGAAGCUCAAAUUUUUACAAAGCCCUAACAUCGAAUAUUUUGAAAAUUCCUCGUUCAAGUAAACUACCAGGUUCUAACAUGUCAGUACCUUAUUUUUUUGUUCGCGAUGGCGCGUACCCAUUACUGGAAUACGUUAUGAAACCAUAUCCGGACAAAAAUGUGUCAUCAGAAAAAACAAAUUUCAACGCAAGAUUAUCAAGAGCUCGAGUUGUAGCCGAAAAUGGCUUUGCUCGAACGUCACAACUUUGGCGCAUAUAUUACACUAAAAUAGAGAAAACACCAACAGUUGUCGAUUGGAUUGUGAAAAGUACUUGUGUGUUACAUAACAUGAUAAUUGAUGUUGAAAAAGUCAAUCAGAAUAGUAGGAUUAAUAAUUCGGAAGAUAGUGAAGGAUUGGUGUCAAUGAAUAACGAUGAAAGCAAUGUGGAAUCUGUGCCAGGAAAAAUAAGGGUGAAAUGGUUUAGAACCCAUGCUCAUGUAAAUUGA
This is a messenger RNA of Copidosoma floridanum, 861 nucleotides long. Its product is annotated as protein ALP1-like. The record is from RefSeq and is a predicted model, not a curated record. Lineage: Eukaryota; Metazoa; Arthropoda; Insecta; Hymenoptera; Encyrtidae.